This is a messenger RNA of Chanos chanos (milkfish), 849 nucleotides long. RefSeq names its product transcription factor 7 like 1b (gene tcf7l1b). The record is from RefSeq and is a predicted model, not a curated record. Lineage: Eukaryota; Metazoa; Chordata; Actinopteri; Gonorynchiformes; Chanidae. Gene Ontology annotation, cellular component: beta-catenin-TCF complex; chromatin. The transcript is spliced from 6 exons. Gene Ontology annotation, biological process: canonical Wnt signaling pathway; generation of neurons; regulation of transcription by RNA polymerase II. Gene Ontology annotation, molecular function: RNA polymerase II cis-regulatory region sequence-specific DNA binding; DNA-binding transcription factor activity, RNA polymerase II-specific. Bases 1 to 849 code for a protein of 282 amino acids.
AUGACGCAGGUUUUUGAUGAUCGCUUCCCCGAGAGUUUUGAUUCGGAACCGUUUCUCACGAACCGGAGAACUUCGCAAAGAAAGUCUCCGGGGCCUGCGAAGAAAGAGGAAGAUAAGAGGCCUCACAUUAAGAAGCCUCUGAAUGCCUUCAUGCUCUACAUGAAGGAGAUGAGGGCCAAAGUGGUGGCAGAGUGUACCCUCAAAGAGAGCGCAGCCAUCAACCAGAUCCUGGGCAGGAGGUGGCACUCUCUAUCACGAGAGGAACAGGCCAAAUACUAUGAGUUGGCGCGGAAGGAGAGACAGCUGCACCAACAGCUCUACCCCGGCUGGUCCGCCAGAGAUAACUACGGCAAACGGAAAAAGAGGAAGCGAGAUAACAAGACAGACUCAAAACCAGAGGACUUUUCUCCGCGAAAUAAGAAGCAGUGUAUGCCGUAUCUUCCUCAAGACAAGACCAUAGACAGCCCAGCAUCGUCUCACGGCAGCAUGCUGGACUCCCCGGCCACGCCCUCUGCCGCCCUGGCCUCGCCGGCCGCCCCGGCCCCCACCCAUUCGGAGCAGGCCCAGCCGCUGUCCCUAACCACCAAGCCGGAGGGGCGCGCCCACCCCCCGCAUCAUCCUUUCCCCCUGCUUGCGAAAGCCUCUUCAUCAUCCUCAUCCUCGUCCUCUUCGUCCUCCUCAUCCUCAUCUCAGACGACCCCGCCCAUCCUGUCCCGGCCAAUCCCCUUCACUUCCUUGCACCCUUCCCUGCUGUCUCCGCCCUCCCCGUUCCACCAGGCCGCCCUGCACUCCCAUCACGCCUUGUUCCAGUCGCAGCCCCUCUCCUUGGUAACCAAAUCGGCUGACUAA